This is a messenger RNA of Annulohypoxylon truncatum, 1161 nucleotides long. Its product is annotated as putative MFS transporter. NCBI's taxonomy places the organism in Eukaryota, Fungi, Ascomycota, Sordariomycetes, Xylariales, Hypoxylaceae. The coding region runs from base 1 to 1161 and encodes 386 amino acids. Gene Ontology annotation, molecular function: transmembrane transporter activity. The transcript has 7 exons. The record is from RefSeq and is a predicted model, not a curated record. Gene Ontology annotation, biological process: transmembrane transport.
AUGGCCGAAAACAAGAAGGGGGAAAAAGCUGUGGCGAUACUAACUGUACCUUUUACAGCCAUGAUAUCACCCUUAUCCGAUCUCAAUGUCUCCACAUCUUUAAUCAACCUUCCAGCAUUUGCGCCAUCCUUCAUCGUUAACUACUCCGAUGCGUACGGACAUCCAGAUAACAUCGACCUGGCAAUGCAGUGUUCAUACGCCGCCCCCUUUGUCCUCCGCUACCUACGGAGCUACGAAAGCAGCGCGACCGUCGCCCUAGGCAGCGCUGUAUCUGCAGACGUUUCCACGCGCGCAUGGCCCAUGAAAUACCUCGAAUACGCCUCCAUAACCAUUAACCAAUACUUAGGCUGGCGAGCGAUCUUCUGGUCCUUAACAAUCCUGUCGGGCGUGCCAUUCCUCACUCUAUUCGUAUUCCUCUCCCAAACCGGCCAUAAGGUCGUCGGCAACGGCCGCAUUCUGUCUUCAUGGUGGAAUAUGUCCAUCCCAGCCUACGUCAAGCAGCAGCGCCAGCGGCGCCAAGGCAUCGAGCCCGAUACCUCUCUGAAGAUGCCCUUCGAGAGGUUUGGCGGCAUAAUCCUCAGCUCUAGCGCGCUUGUCUACGGCGGGUACUACAUGCUCCUGACCACGCUCUCCAGCGAAUUCUCCGUCUGCUUCGUUUUCUCAUCCGUCAUCAUCGGCGCGUGCUGCCUGCCUCUCGGCUUCGACAGCCCGUCGUACCGGCACACGGACGGACACCUCCUGGACCGGAACUUCCGCCUAUCUAUCGAGAAGAUGCGCCAGCAAGUCUCGCUACCGUUCGUGUAUCUCACAUGCGUUGUCGUUAUGAGAUACGGCAGGGCGAUGCAGGCUAAAGCUUCGUUGGCGGGGAUCGAGGUGUGCUUGUUCUUCUGCGGGGUAUCCAUUGCCGGUGUUACGCACGCUCUGAACACGCUUACCGUUAAUACGCAAGUUGGGUCACAAGCGACUCCUUUUGCGGCGAAAAUUUCACGUUGGCAUCUCGUCGAUGCUGGGGCAGCAGCGGUGUCCUCGCCACUCAUCGAUUGGACUAGGAUGGGGUGGACGGGGGUCUUUGUCACGGGACUCUGGGUUAUUUUGAGCGUCUCUUUAUGGCUAGUUAUUGCCAGGGGGAGGGAAUGGAGGCAUGCAGGGAGGGAAGGAUAG